Messenger RNA from Mizuhopecten yessoensis (Yesso scallop), 1244 nucleotides. RefSeq lists its product as uncharacterized. The coding region runs from base 39 to 1244 and encodes 401 amino acids. The transcript is spliced from 3 exons. The record is from RefSeq and is a predicted model, not a curated record. NCBI's taxonomy places the organism in Eukaryota, Metazoa, Mollusca, Bivalvia, Pectinida, Pectinidae.
CUCAGUCAUCAUGGGCAGCAUAUUCUGCAGGUAACUUAAUGAUUCCAGUUUACAAUACGUCAGGUAACUUAAUGAUUCCAGUUUACAAUACGUCAGGUAACUUAAUGAUUCCAGUUUACAAUACGUCAGGUAACUUAAUGAUUCCAGUUUACAAUACGUCAGGUAACUUAAUGAUUCCAGUUUACAAUACGUCAGGUAACUUAAUGAUUCCAGUUUACAAUACGUCAGGUAACUUAAUGAUUCCAGUUUACAAUACGUCAGGUAACUUAAUGAUUCCAGUUUACAAUACGUCAGGUAACUUAAUGAUUCCAGUUUACAAUACGUCAGGUAACUUAAUGAUUCCAGUUUACAAUACGUCAGGUAACUUAAUGAUUCCAGUUUACAAUACGUCAGGUAACUUAAUGAUUCCAGUUUACAAUACGUCAGGUAACUUAAUGAUUCCAGUUUACAAUACGUCAGGUAACUUAAUGAUUCCAGUUUACAAUACGUCAGGUAACUUAAUGAUUCCAGUUUACAAUACGUCAGGUAACUUAAUGAUUCCAGUUUACAAUACGUCAGGUAACUUAAUGAUUCCAGUUUACAAUACGUCAGGUAACUUAAUGAUUCCAGUUUACAAUACGUCAGGUAACUUAAUGAUUCCAGUUUACAAUACGUCAGGUAACUUAAUGAUUCCAGUUUACAAUACGUCAGGUAACUUAAUGAUUCCAGUUUACAAUACGUCAGGUAACUUAAUGAUUCCAGUUUACAAUACGUCAGGUAACUUAAUGAUUCCAGUUUACAAUACGUCAGGUAACUUAAUGAUUCCAGUUUACAAUACGUCAGGUAACUUAAUGAUUCCAGUUUACAAUACGUCAGGUAACUUAAUGAUUCCAGUUUACAAUACGUCAGGUAACUUAAUGAUUCCAGUUUACAAUACGUCAGGUAACUUAAUGAUUCCAGUUUACAAUACGUCAGGUAACUUAAUGAUUCCAGUUUACAAUACGUCAGGUAACUUAAUGAUUCCAGUUUACAAUACGUCAGGUAACUUAAUGAUUCCAGUUUACAAUACGUCAGGUAACUUAAUGAUUCCAGUUUACAAUACGUCAGGUAACUUAAUGAUUCCAGUUUACAAUACGUCAGGUAACUUAAUGACUCCAGUUUACAAUACGUCAGGUAACUUAAUGACUCCAGUUUACAAUACGUCAGCCUGUUUCACGGGCAACUUAUUGACUCCCCUUCAGCCUGUUUCACACCCAAAUUAUUGA